AUGAGUAGAGGAAGCGGCGCUGGUUAUGAUCGUCACAUCACUAUCUUCUCACCGGAAGGUCGUCUCUUUCAGGUUGAAUACGCUUUCAAGGCCGUGAAAACAUCUGGUAUCACUUCCAUCGGAGUUCGAGGGAAGGACUCUGUUUGCGUCGUUACCCAGAAGAAAGUUCCGGACAAGCUUUUAGAUCAGUCUAGCGUUUCACACCUUUUUCCAAUCACCAAGUACAUUGGAUUGGUAGCUACUGGGAUUACAGCUGAUGCAAGGUCUUUGGUCCAACAAGCGAGGAAUGAAGCGGCUGAAUUUCAAUUCAGUUAUGGAUACGAGAUGCCUGUUGAUAUUCUUGCUAGAUGGAUCGCGGACAAGUCACAGGUUUACACUCAACAUGCUUACAUGAGACCCCUUGGAGUUGUUGCUAUGGUUUUGGGCGUUGAUGAGGAGAAUGGUCCCUUACUUUACAAGUGUGACCCAGCUGGACAUUUUUACGGUCACAAGGCAACUAGUGCGGGUAUGAAGGAACAAGAAGCAGUCAAUUUCUUGGAGAAGAAAAUGAAAGAAAACCCAGCUUUCACAUAUGAUGAAACCGUGCAGACUGCCAUAUCCGCUUUGCAAUCUGUUCUUCAAGAAGACUUCAAGGCUACUGAGAUUGAGGUUGGAGUGGUGAGAGCAGAGAACCCGGAAUUCCAUGCAUUGACAACGGAAGAGAUUGAGGAGCAUUUGACAGCCAUUAGUGAACGAGACUGA
Arabis nemorensis is the source of this 741-nucleotide messenger RNA. NCBI's taxonomy places the organism in Eukaryota, Viridiplantae, Streptophyta, Magnoliopsida, Brassicales, Brassicaceae. The record is from the annotation of a GenBank genome assembly.